UCUACCUCUUCUGCUCACAACCGUGUUUUGGAAAGUGACGCAAACACUUUCGUUAUGUUAAAUAUGUAUCCAUCCAUCAUACGCGUGUGUUACCCUAUGAGUUUCUCCUAUAGGACUAGGUAGGACUUCAUCCCCGUCGUUCCUCAUUCGCAUAACAACACAACAUCUUUUUUAUGUUUUCAUCAUUUCUUCCUCGUCUGGGUUAUGCUAUCUUGUUUGUUCUGCUGAUUCUGACAUCUCACGACUUCGUUUGGGAUUAAUGGCAAGAAAAGGGUAGGUAUGCAUGAAACCGUAACUCCUUUUUGCGCUUUUGAGCUUUAUGUUGCAAUUUUGUUUCUAUGUCGCAUGUGAGUUCUUGUUUCGUUCAUUUUUUCUCGAAAAAGAAAGCAAACAUGGGAAUGUAAGGUUGCAUCAACUCCGAGGAUGAAGAAUAACGAGUAUAUCAAGAAAAAGGGGGUUUGUGUUUUGGCUGAGAAAUCUUCAGCGGGCGUUACCAUUUUCUUUCCCCCUUCAAUUUGGCUAUUUUGAUUGUUUUUUUAUAAAAUCUAUGUACUAUAUCCCUUAUGAGUUCUGUGGUGAUUAACUCAUAUCAACUCUCUCUGUCUACAAAUGGUUAGUACGAGAAUAAAGUAGGAUAUAUAACUUAGUCUACAGUUCAGUCUUAAAUGUUACGAUACCGACCAUUUUUUUUUUUUUUACCUUUGCUGAUGUUUCUUUGAUGUAUGUUCAUUGUGGAUGACAUUGUUGAUGGGGACUGAUUAUUUAAGUGCCUAAUUGAAUGCUUAAUUGCAGAUGUUUCAGUGGGACAAAGUGACAAACAAGUAUGAUACAUUCUCUAUAAAACAGUGAAAUUGAAGGGGACUGGACCAUGUAAGUAUUCUGCAAAAAACUAUUAGAAUUGUUGAGUGUUUUAGAAUAUAAACAAAUUCAGUCUGUUGAUGAAAUUUAUGUGACAGAAAACAAGGAUUAAGUCAUGUAUAGAUCAUUUCUGAGAUGUGAUGAUCCAAAAGGAGUUGUAGGAUGUGGGACAAUCAGGAAAUACAGAACUCGUUCUCACAAAGUGAAGGACAAGACAAAAAUGCAAGAGACAAGUGAAAUAAUGGAAACAUCCUUGAUCAACAAAAGAUACAAAGAGGAGAAGAAGGUCGCCGAAGAAUGUGAUGGAAAUCUAGUUGGUCCAUCAUCUUUGCAGCUCACACAGGUCUUCGGAAAGGAUCAUAUGCUAGAUUCAUGGUCUAGAGAUAUUAUAUGUGAAGGAAAGUCCGAAGAUAUUGCAAAAGGUAUUUUAAAAGGGACUAUUGGUCUGCAAGAUUCUCUAAGCAUGCUUCGCAAGUUGCAAGAGGAUGCCGCACAACAUACACCUUCUUUUGGGAGAAAACAGACUGAGAAACCAGAAAGAGACAGAAUUGAUGGAAACAAGAUUGGUAGAAGAGAGGCUAAUCCAUUAGGGGAACAAAGUAAUACAAAGGGGUUUCAAAGACCACAGCUUUCUGCCGGUGGUUCUUCAAGUAACUGCAAAGAGGAACUUAAGAAGGUGAUUAAGGAGAGUUUGGUUAGGCAAAAUAUGUUUCCAAAGACCUCUGAAGGAUUUCAUUCAGGUUCAGAAACUUUUCAUAUAAGCACAAGCCAAUGUUCUGGGGUCAAGACUGACACCCUUUCUGAUCCUUCUUUAUCAGUAAUAGCUUCAAAGAUUGAAAGAGGACCUAGCCUAGUUUUCAAGCUGAUGGGUUUAGAAGAAGGUCCCUCAAAAUCAUUUCCAGCUGCUAAGCAAAAACUGUUGGGUGGUGAGAUAGAUAUGUCAAAGGUCAGAAACAAUGAUUCUACAGCUGAGAAGGUUAAUCCAGAACUAAAACCCGUGAGGGAAACUCUUGACACAAUGCAUUUCAAAGGUAUUUCUAAGGAGAAUUUUGUCAAACAUGUUCAUCAUCAUUUCAAUGACACCAGUUCCAAGCAGUUUGUUGAUUUAUCUCACAUUUCACUUACGGAACCUCAAUGUACAAUAUACCAGCAAUCAGAAAAAAGAGCCUAUGUUCCAGUUCUUCCAAAAGAGUUGACAAAACUGAGAAGAGAAAUACUCUCUUCCAAAACUAUCAAACAUAGAAAAGGUUCCAGUUCCACCAACAUGGGAAAAGAAAUGGAAAAGGGUAUGAGGAAACGGCUUAAGAAAGAGGAAGGACCUAAUUUUCUCAAAGAGGAUGCAAAAGGAAGCAUUCCUGUUGAAGAAUAUGCGGGUAAGGUAAAACUAUACUGUCACAUUGGUCACACAUCACAUGUAAAUGAGACAAUUGAUAGAAAAUGGAAGGUACGGCCCAUUAGUAGAAAACAGACAGAAAAGGAUAUCUCACAACCUACAAUUGUGGCAGAACAUCAGUACAAACGAGAAAUCCCCUCCACAAAAUUGAGCAAGCUGAAAAGUGGAUCCAGAAUCGACAAGAAUGAGAUUUCCUGCCUAAAGAGCAGAGGUUCAGACAACAAAAAAACUACGAAUUCCAAGGAUGUUAAUGUUGACAAUAAAAAGGUUAAUUCCGUGAUAGAUUCCUUAACAGGUAGAAAGAAUCAGAUGAAAGAACAAAGCACUGUUGCAGAGCCAGAACCAGCUAAACUAACUGUUGAACAAAUCAGGCAGAGAGAAAAGAAGAAAAAUUACCCCGAGAUUAGAAUCUCCACUAGACUAGAAGAUGAGCUCUCGAUGGUGUGUGAAGCAGAUGCCUUCACAAAUAAGAUUGGAGAAAAAUGCAAGCUGAGGAAGAGUUCUUCGGGGGAUGAUCUCAUUACGCUGCUCAAAUCUGAACAUAAAAAUGAUGGUAUCAAUGCUUAUAGCAUCGACGCUGACAGAGAAGGGACAGAGCUGAAACAUUUUCUUCUAACGAGUCCAUCAUUCAUAGGACACGCAAAGAAGCUCUUCAAUCUUGAUGUGGAUCGUCCCAACACCCUAAAAAAAGAUGAAACUGUUUGCAGCAUGGCCAACAUGAGGCUUUACUUGGAUUGCGCUUACGAACUGACCGAACGUAAAAGUCUUGAAAACUCAAGAUUACGCAUCUCCUUAUGCAGGUUGGUGGAAGAAAUCUGUGAUGGCAUUGAGAAUCUGAAAUUUUACAGAGAAGAUUAUGAUCGUGGAGAGGAAGAUUUUUCGUACAAUAAUGACACAUUUGCAAUGAUGGAAAAAGACAUGAAGUGCAACGGAGAGAUAAAUGGAACGUGGGAAAGUGGUUGGAGAACAGGCUUUUGUGCAGAUGAGGCUCAACUGGUUGUCAAUAAAAUAGAGAACCUGAUUAUAACUGGAUUAAUUGAGGACCUUGUAAUCAAUUUAUUAGCUUAAUUUCAUUUUUACUCAAAUACUUCGGAAAAAAUAUUGUAUAAUUUUAAU
This is a messenger RNA of Vigna unguiculata (cowpea), 3367 nucleotides long. RefSeq lists its product as uncharacterized. NCBI's taxonomy places the organism in Eukaryota, Viridiplantae, Streptophyta, Magnoliopsida, Fabales, Fabaceae. The record is from RefSeq and is a predicted model, not a curated record.